AUGGAUAAAAAACCCAAAAAAAAAUUAAAAAAUGAGGAGGAAUUAACUCCAAAAAAAAGGAAGAAAAGAAGUAGGAACGAAAAUGACAUUCAGGAAUUUAGCGCUAAUGAGAUGAAUAAAACGAUUAACCAUUCUAAUAUAGAGGAGUUGAACAAUAAUUUAAGGGACAAGGAUCAUGUGAAUGGUACUUUGAACAGUAAGAAUGAGGAAAUUAGUAGAAGUAGGGGUAGCAGUAGAGGUAGUAGUAGUCGCAGCAAUAGUAGUAGCAGCAGACGUAGCGGCAUAAAAGAGGAUGUACAAGGUAUAAGUGGAGGUAAAGGUCGAGGAAGAAUUUGCCCUUAUUUACGAACCAUUAAUAGAAACCUACUUGACUUUGAUUUUGAAAAAUUAUGCAGUAUAAGUCUGUCAAAUUUACAUGUAUAUGCUUGCUUAGUAUGUGGCUUAUACUUCCAAGGUAUAGGGAAGGGAACGUACGCAUAUACACAUGCAUUAGAAAAGAAUCAUUAUGUUUUUAUUAAUUUAGAAACGUGUAAAACUUGUUGCUUACCAGAAAAUUACGAAAUUGAAGACGCAUCUUUGAAUGAUAUAAAAUAUUUUUUAAAACCAGUUUAUAAAAGAGAGGAAGUUGAAUAUUUGUGUUAUAAUUCUAUAUUAGGUAAGUCGUUAGAUGGGGCAGAUUUUUUUCCGGGUUGUGUUGGUUUAAAUAAUUUAAAAAAUACAGAUUAUUGCAAUGUUGUUAUUCAAUUACUUUGCACAAUUAUACCUAUACGAAAUGUAUUAUUAUUAUAUAAAAAUAAACAAAAUAUAGCAAAGAAUUUAAUUGUUGUCUUAUCUGAAUUAAUUAAAAAAAUAUAUAAUCCUAAAAAUUUCAAAGGUGUGGUAUCACCCCAUGAAUUCUUACAAGCUGUAGGUAUAGAAUCAAAAAAGAAUUUUAAAAUAGGUACCAAAAAUGACCCUCUGCAUUUUUUUCUCUGGAUUGUUAAUAAGAUUCAUAGAUACUCAGAAAGGACUUUGAAAAGGAGGAAAAAGGAACUUACUCCUAGUAGUGGUGCACAUUAUAUACACAGCAUAUAUAACGUGCACAGUAUGUAUGACGCACGUGAUACACAUAAUAAACGUAACAUACGUGGCCCACAUACUGAUGAUCCUGAAUUCAUGGACUAUGCUGCAAAUAGUAGGGACACGAAAGAAAGCACAAGUUAUAAUUAUAACAAGCAAAAUGUGAAUCAGAACAGUCAAGGUGAAGAUCGAGUGAAUAUCCCACAAGAAGACGAUGGAAAUAAUUUAGAAGUAGAGAAAAAUGAAAUAGGGGAGGGAAAAAUGGAAAAAGGAUUAACACUCAAGGACAAAAAAAAAAAGAUAAAAAAAAGAAAAAAAGAAAAAAAAUGGACAUAUGACGACAUUAACAUAAUAGAUUACUGCUUUGAUGGAGAAUUGAUUAUCAAAACAAAGAAAAAAAAAAAAAAAGACUCUGAAGUCGUUGAAUCAGUGAAGGAUGAAAUAUUAAAAAGAAAAAAAGAGGAGAUGUACGAAGAGGAUACGCAGGGGGAUAAAUACAUAUCAGAUACUAUGGAUGAUGAUGAAUUAAAUGAAAAAAAAAAUUAUAUAAUUCAAAAAACGUCUUUUCGUACUCUUUCUUUGAAAUUACCGAAUCCACCAAUUUUUAAGAGCACAACUGAAAGUAAUAUAAUACCACAAGUUUCUAUAUUUGAAUUGUUAACGAAGUUUGAUGGAGAAACAGAGACGUAUUUACAUGAUGACAAAUCAGCUCCAAGCACAUUAAUUAUUUCAAAAUUACCAAAAUAUUUAAUAUUUACAAUUGAGAGAUUUUCAAAAAAUAAUUUUUUUGUUGAAAAAAAUGGCACAAUAGUAAAUUUUGUAAUUAAAAAUCUAGAUAUGAAGGAUUAUGUACAUCAAGAUUAUCUUAAUGCAAACCCUGUUACCAAAUACAAUUUAAUUGCAAAUAUAUUUCACAGUGGUACUGUUAAUACAGGAUCAUAUAAAAUUCAUGUCUUAAACCAACCAACAAAUGAAUGGUACGAAAUUGAAGAUUUACAUGUCAUUUCGAUACUACCUCAACUCGUUUUAUUACCUGAAUCUUGUGUGCAACUCUAUCAACGACAAGAUGUGCAAUUAAAUGGAGAGCUAGGCUAA
Messenger RNA from Plasmodium malariae, 2154 nucleotides. RefSeq names its product U4/U6.U5 tri-snRNP-associated protein 2, putative (gene USP39). The record is from RefSeq and is a predicted model, not a curated record. Bases 1 to 2154 code for a protein of 717 amino acids. Gene Ontology annotation, biological process: spliceosomal complex assembly; protein deubiquitination; mRNA processing. The transcript has a single exon. Gene Ontology annotation, molecular function: cysteine-type deubiquitinase activity; zinc ion binding. NCBI's taxonomy places the organism in Eukaryota, Apicomplexa, Aconoidasida, Haemosporida, Plasmodiidae.